AUGAAUCAAGUGGUCGAGUCGAGAUUGAGUAUGAUGGCAAAUGGGGAACUCGUUAAGACCACACGCAGCAUACUGCCCUCACUCCAUCAUUGGCUCAACGGUGUGUUUUGCCUGGGCACCGAGGAGAAUCUCCUCAACUGCCUUAACUCCGGAUUCGGGAGUACCUUCCUCAGUCGGUAUUGCAACAAGUUUUCCCGACCCACCGACGUCUAUCUCAAUUGCUACAACACGACAAUAAAUAUCACCGACAUUCGACUCGUAGGAGGAUCAACCCCCGACAUUGGACGUGUAGAGGUAUACGUCGAAGGACCCAACGAAUGGGGCAGUGUCUGCGACGAUAUGUGGGAUGAUACGAAUGCCCUGGUCGUGUGCCGUGCCCUUGGUUACACCUCCGGCACGGCAGUUGGUAAAGGCAGCUUUGGACGUGGUAUUGGACCCAUCUGGUUGGACAACGUUGUGUGUGAUGGCAGUGAAUCCUCCCUGAUGCAGUGCAAACAUCGAGGAAUUGGCACGCAUAACUGUGCACAUCGGGAAGAUGCAGGGGUCAUUUGUCACACUUCACUGGUUCCACCAACUAUUUCUCCUGCCGGCUCCAACAUUACGUCGCAAGUACCCACUACAACAACAGGUAUGCGACCAUCGGGUAUGACCACGGUCCCAUCAAAGCCUACUACAUCGGUACGGCCAACGAACCCAGCAGCUACUACUAUUCCCAAAUCUAGCACGACCGCUACAACCUCUAAAAAAUCCACUACGACUACCUCCAAGGAAAUCACGCCCAAACCUACAUCAGACAUUACACCGACGUGGUUAUCGACCGCCAGUCAGGGUUCGACGUCACCUGCGACGAGUACGUUCCUGCCGACGCCUAUGUCGUCAACGCCGGACGGUUCUGAGAAGAACCGGUCAACGUCUUACACGACGCAGGCGGCUACUAAACCCAGUAUUGGCCUGGCCAUUAUAUUACCUGUAUUGCUACUGUUUGCGAUCGUUCUAGCCGUAUCGGUCUUCCUGUGCCGUCGUUACCGACAGCACCUGUUUCGCAAAAAGAGCUUUUCCCGACACCGUUUGCGAGAGGAGAUCGUCGAACAGAGCCAGGACGGAAGCCUUCAGGUUAGCAACCAGUUAUACGGUCUCGAGACGCACGAUCUUCGCGGUCCCUUCUCUAAAGAAUUCACCCCGUCUUCAGGCGGCAGCAGGCGAGGAGGCGGUCCAUCCGGGGCCGAACAACUGGACCUCAAGAAAAACGGAAAUGCUUACUAUACGAAGCAAAAGGGUCACGAAGGAUUCGACAACCCGCUGUAUGGGGCUUUUGAUUCCCAGGGUAGGAUGACGUCGUUCGAUCAGGAAUUUCAGCCGAAUCCCCCAUUGAUGGGCAGUGAUUCGACCGAUUUCUCCUUCCAAAGUGACAACAGUGGUCGAAGAUUCAGAGACGACAAUACAGACGAAAGCGUAGCAUAA
Messenger RNA from Acanthosepion pharaonis, 1461 nucleotides. Lineage: Eukaryota; Metazoa; Mollusca; Cephalopoda; Sepiida; Sepiidae. The record is from the annotation of a GenBank genome assembly.